Molecule: messenger RNA, 297 nt
Organism: Symbiodinium sp. CCMP2456
Lineage: Eukaryota; Dinophyceae; Suessiales; Symbiodiniaceae
Source: the annotation of a GenBank genome assembly
GGCGACCGUGCCAAGUUCGUGGAUGUGGCAUUCGACCUUGCAGACCUCUUCCUUUGGGCGGUCGUAUGUGUUGGGCUGGCGGCUGAUGCCGUGGAACCUUACUUCGUCGUGGACUGCCUCUUCGUCUUUCUGGCCGAGCACAUCGUCUGUGAGCCCUCCUACAUGGUCCUCUACGAGCACAUCGUCUGUGAGCCCUACUACAUGGUCCUCGUUGUUGUUCUGGCCAAGCACGUCUGUGAGCCCCACUACAUGGUCCUCCAGUAUGACAGCAUGUCCAUGGUUGUGCACAUUGACUGA